AUGCGCAUGGUCGCCAACAAGGCCGAACUGACCAAGCACAUCAGCGCUGCUGCCAACGCCGGGGAGUGGCUCUGGGGCGACGAUGACUGGUUUACUCGCUGGUACGAGGCUCCCACGCCCGGGAGCAACGACCUCUUCGACUUCCAGAACGAGACGCACAAUCUCGUUGAGCACCAGACCAUCCCGGUCGAGCAUAUCGGCAGCGCCGUCAGUAAGGUCCUCGAGCGCUUCGAGUCGCAGCGCCGUCGCCUGAGCUGGGUUGUGGGACCCAUGGACCAGCCGCAGCUGGAGACGGCCUUGCGCAAUCGCCGACUGGUCCUCGAGGACAACGAGCCAGCCAUGGUCGUCGACCUGGAGGGGGCAUGGGACCAACCUGCACAGGUCGUCGAGCCAGCCCUGCAGGACUACCAAAUGCAGUUGAUGCUCCUCGAGCAGCAGAACCGAAAACGCCUGAUGAAGCAGGGUCAAGAAGAAGAUGCCAAACGUCACCAUCUGUUGACACGGCAAAAGCAACGCACUGCAGCCCAACGUAAGCCAGACGAGGCGAUUCCUGACGCUCCCACGUUGUCGAAACUUCCGGCGUUUGGAAGCUCCGUUCCGGCGUCGGUACCACAAGCUCAGGUCCAACAAGCUCAGGCCCAACAGGCUAUUCUGGAUGUCAUGUCAGGAAGCAUCCCGGGAACAAAGGGAUGCUUCCUGACACUGGACCAACAGGCUCGGGCCCAUCGGGCUCAGUUCCAACAGGCUAUUCUAGACGAACAGGCUCGGGCCCAUCAGGCUCAGGUCCAUCAGAUUUCUCACCAGGCUAUUCUGGCCGAACGGGCUCUGGUCGAUACGCGAGCUCGGCAGGUUCAAUCCCCGUACGCGGCCCUAUCCCGGAUGGCGGCUCUUUCCCACCAGGAGCAGCCGCAGAUGAUGCCGUCGGCCUCGAAGCUUCCGCCUGUCCAGCAACAGCCACCCAGAGUCGAGAUCUCUCUUCCUGCGGUUGAGAGCCGGUCCAAUGCCCCGAAAAAGCCCAUGGAGGUGCAGCUGAUAACCGACGCUGCGGUACCUGCUUGGGUACGUGCUUGGGCAUACGAAGCCCCAGAGAGAAGUUCCGGCCUCGAGCACUGGAGCCAUAUCUACACCACGCUCCUGUCUGCCCUCCCUUCCACGCAGUUCCAGAUGUUCGCUGCCUGGGACACCCUUGCAGACGGUCAGCGCGCCAUCGUGGGCACCGGCUUCGUGCACCUCUACGAGGGUGUUGCGGCAAUCCACUGCAUUAUAGUCAAGCCGGAGCACAGAGGAAAGGGGGUAGGCAAGAGUCUCUUGGGAUUCGGGAUGCAGCUGGCCAAGGACAAGGGCUACAAGAUGGCCAUGGUGACCGCGACAUCUUCCGGACUCGCAAUGUUCCGCAAGUUCGGGUUCAAGGAGAUUGGACGGGUCAAGCUGUAUGCCCUGCAGCCUCCGAAGUACUCGGCCGGGGUUCAGACGAGCAAUACCAGCCAGGCCCCAAAGACCGAUAAGGAGGUCAAGGUCAGCCAGCGCCCAAAGACCGAGGAGGAGUUCAUCCGGUAUUCAAAGGCUGAGAAGCAAAAGGAGUUCUUGCUGCAGCGCCAUUUGGCCAGAAGGGAGUACAUGCCCACCCAGGGCCCAAAGACCACUGCGGAGGACAAUGUCUGGCAGCGCCCAGCGACUGGUGCCGAGUACAUGUCCACCCAGAACUUAACGCACCUCUUUAAGGCCGCAAAGAAGGUCAAGGUCAACCAGACCCCAGAGGCCGAUAAGAAGGACAUGGUCAUCGAGGCCCCAAAGGCCGAUACGGCGGUCAAGGUCAGCCAGGCCCUAGAGGCCGAUGAUGAGGACGAUGACAUCCCGGACCUAGUGGCCGGUGGUAUGGACAUUCACAGUCGGGUCCCACGGGUUUAUAUAGAGAUAAAGGAGAAGAUCAGACAGGCCGUAGCCGAGUACAAGAUGAGUCAGGCCGAGAGCGACGGCUGGGAUCAUGCCGUAGCCGAGUACAAGAUGAGUCAGGCCGAGAGCGACGGCUGGGAUCAGGCCGAGAGCGACGGCUGGGAAUGGGUGGGCGCGGCAUAA
Molecule: messenger RNA, 2076 nt
Organism: Anthostomella pinea
Lineage: Eukaryota; Fungi; Ascomycota; Sordariomycetes; Xylariales; Xylariaceae
Source: the annotation of a GenBank genome assembly